Corylus avellana is the source of this 534-nucleotide messenger RNA. The record is from RefSeq and is a predicted model, not a curated record. NCBI's taxonomy places the organism in Eukaryota, Viridiplantae, Streptophyta, Magnoliopsida, Fagales, Betulaceae.
AUGGUACGAUGUGGACAAGAGAGAGAAUCAAGGGCAUCUUCCCAAUAUUUCUUUAUCCUUGCAAUCGUAGCAAUUCUUGUCCCUUCAAUUUUUGCCACAGAAUUUGUGGUUGGUGAUGACAAGGGUUGGACCAUUAACUUUGACUACCAAGCUUGGGCCAAAGGAAAGGAGUUUCAUGUCGGUGAUACUCUUGUUUUCAAGUAUAAAGAGGGAGUUCAUAAAUUUCUUAAAGUCAAUGGAACUGGCUUCCAACAAUGUGUUGCACCAUUGGGAAUUGAGGUCCUGAUUAGUGGAAAUGAUGUGAUUACACUAGCAACCUUGGGAAGAAAACGGUAUAUUUGUGGUGUUGCCAAAGAUUGUGAGAAUGGAAACCAAAAACUUGCCAUAACAGUGCUACCUCAGACAGUGUCUCCAGCACCUUCUCUUGUUUCAGCAGCCAAGGAAUGCGUUAAACCUAUAUAUUAUGGGUGGAUGAUGGUUUUUUUGGCAUCCUUGCCAUGGUCAUGGUUUAAAGUUAGAUCAAUAGUACUAUAG